ACUCCUCCCUCUCUCUCCCUCAGCGAAUCUGAAGCUCACUCUCCCUCUCAGCUCUUUUACAAUCUCUCUCCCUCCCACGCUUCCUUUCGGCUCCCUCUCUCUCUCCGGCCGGCAGCUCUUUCUCUCUCCCUCACUCCGGCAGCUCGCUCUCUCACCUCUGGCGGGGCCGCUGCUCCGAUACGGCGCACCUCUCUCACUCUCUGGCAGCUCUCUCCCUCUCUCCGGCGCAUCUCUGUGUAGCCACGCUAUGGACAAGAGUUUGAUAACAAAGUCGAGAGGUUCGAAGGAAUAUUUUGAAGGCGUUAAGUUGUUCAUUACAUUUGCGGUUUCCAACUUUGAAAGUCAGAAGUUCAUUUUGUGCCCAUGUAAAAAAUGUCACUUGAACAGGCAGCUAAGGCCACAAGAAGUAUAUGAUCAUUUGACAGCGGGAGCCGGAAUUUUGCCCACUUACAUCGAUUGGGUUUGGCAUGGAGAAAAAAUUGGGUCUCAUGCUAAAGGCUAAUUUGACUCGUUUGGCCGCAGCUACGGCCCCAAUUCCAGACGAGUCCAUUAACAUGCAGGCCAUAUUGCAUGAUGUGUUUGGCAUGCACAAGGUCAGAGAAGACCACUGUGACCCUCAGAUGGAAACGCAAGCAGAUGCAGUAGUGCAUAAAGAAGUUGAUGAGGAUAGUGCGAGGAAAUUUUACAAUUUGCUUAAACGAGAGGAGAAGCCACUUCAUGAUAAAACUAAUCAUAGCAAACUUAGUGCUACUGUAUAUCUAUACAAUUUGAAGUGUGCGGGUGGUCUAAGUAACACGAUAAUCACUUCUUUGCUAGACUUCAUCAAUCAGUUGCUGCCGACAGAUGAUGAAGCUUUGCCCAAUAGUACAUAUGAGGCCAAGAGGUUUUUAAGGGACAUGGUGAGCGUCGGAACGACAAACGUAUGUGCUGUGCCAGACACCAAGUCUCCUGUUCGUGUGAGGGCGAGAUCGUCAGUAGCCAGUCGACCAGGUGACAUCCAAGUAGAUUUUGAAGGUGAAGAUGCAUGUACUGAAGAAGGCGAACCCAUGCGUCAGUCAGUCUUCACAUACCUCUUGUGGAUCAUCACAUCGUAAUUGUUAAGUGAAGCAAUUGAGAAGGGAGGUUGGGUAUGAAAGGCACAUAUGCCUCUCAUUUUGUGUUAUUAGAUGGACUGAUAAGCGAGACA
Molecule: messenger RNA, 1186 nt
Organism: Corylus avellana
Lineage: Eukaryota; Viridiplantae; Streptophyta; Magnoliopsida; Fagales; Betulaceae
Source: RefSeq, a predicted model, not a curated record